GCGUUUUGUCUCUCGUGUAUGUGUGAUUGUGUGUGAGAGUGUCAGGCCUACUCUGCACUAUGGAGCAGUGUGCAUGUGUGGAGAGGGAACUGGAAAAGGUCCUGCACAGAUUUGUGACCUACGGACUCCAGUCAGAGGAGCGUCUGGAUGAGCUGCUGAGGAAAGUGUGUGAGCUGCGCAGCCAGCUUGUUAACUUUGGUGUGCAGGAUGCAGAUUUGUCUGUGCUCACGCAGACGAUGACACAAUGCUGUAAGGAAAUCAAGGAGACCGUGCAGAUGCUCGCCUCCCGACACAAGGACAUCCACGGCAGCGUCUCCAAAGUGGGCAAAGCUAUUGACCGAAACUUUGAUGCUGAGGUGAGUGCAGUGGUUGCUGAGACUGUGUGGGAGUCUCCCGAAAAGCAGAGGAACCUCAGUGAGACCAUCGUGGAACACUUGUAUCGCCAAGGCAUGCUGAGUGUCGCUGAAGACCUCUGUCAGGAGUCUGGGGUCGUCAUCGACAUGAGCAUGAAGCAGCCGUUUUUGGAGCUCAACCGCAUACUUGAGGCUUUAAGGAUGCAAGACCUUGGACCAGCGCUAGAAUGGGCUGUGACAAACCGACAGAGGCUGCUGGAUCUGAACAGCACUCUGGAGUUCAAGCUGCACCGGCUCUACUUCAUCAGCCUACUCAAUGGGGGUGUAGAGAACCAGCUGGAGGCGCUGCACUAUGCCCGACACUUCCAGCCCUUCGCUGCCCAGCAUCAGAGAGAUAUUCAGGUGUUAAUGGGCAGUCUGGUGUACCUGCGUAACGGCAUCGGAAACUCGCCCUAUCGCAGUCUGCUGGAGACCAACCAGUGGGCCGAGAUCUGCAACAUAUUCACCCGGGAUGCCUGCGCUCUGCUCGGCCUGUCCGUCGAGUCUCCUCUCAGCGUCAGUUUUGCGUCUGGUUGCAUGGCCCUACCAGUGCUGAUGAACAUUAAGCAAGUCAUUGAGCAGAGGCAGUGCAGUGGUGUCUGGACACACAAAGACGAGCUGCCCAUUGAAAUAGACUUGGGGAAGAAGUGCUGGUAUCACUCAGUGUUCGCGUGUCCCAUUCUGAGGCAACAGACAUCAGAGAGUAAUCCACCUAUGAAGCUUAUCUGCGGCCACGUCAUCUCAAGAGACGCCCUGAACAAGCUCACCAACGCUGGAAAGUUGAAGUGUCCCUACUGUCCGAUGGAGCAAAACCCUUCGGAUGCAAAGCAGAUCUACUUCUGAUUUCCUGGAGCGGAGCAGAUUAACACAGCGACGUCUCCUCGACAUGUUGGAGUCUCCUCGGACUGAGUUGGAACGAUCCGCAUUUACGGCCUUCUGCGGCGGCUCGGACCGCGGAGCCACCACUCCCCCUCCCGAGCUUUUAGUUGGCACAGGCCGGUGGUCAGGGCAACCCACACCUGUAGAUAUGAGUCAGUUAUGUGAAUGUCAAGAAGACAGAUCUCCAUGGAUUGUUCACUCAUAUGUACUCAUGUAAAACUCAGACGUUUAGACCUGUGUGUGGUUUUUUCAUGAUUAAUGUUUUUAUUUUUAUUUUUUUCUGAGUACUUUUCGGUUGUUUUUUUUCUUUUUACCCUCCAUAAGGAGAGUGGGCUGUGUGCUUGUAAACAGGUGUGACCUCUUACAUUGUCUGUUUUCACGGCUGCUUAUAACAAGAUAUUUAAACGACUAUAUGUAGAGCCUGUGUACAUGACAGAAAGGCUUUACAGCAAACGUAUAUUCAGAAACGUAUUAAAUAAGACCUUGAGGUUUUUUUUUUUGGUGGAUGGAUUGUUGGUGAAGACGGCCGUCUGCUUAGACAGGAUGUUGAAUGUAGACAAACGGCAGCGCUCGUUAUCAAAGUCUAACGAUAAUAAAAUCAUAAUUAGACUGGCAGAUUUUUGAUCAGCGUAUCUGUCUGAUAAAUCGUUGGAGAUGUAAAAUAAGCAGAUUAUCUUGAGCAUUUUGAUCUGACCUCUCUGAUUCAUCAGAUGACCUGAUGUGUGUACUGGUUUGUGUAUAUAUUUAAGAAAUAUUUAAAAGAGAAAAAAAAUGUU
Messenger RNA from Trichomycterus rosablanca, 2047 nucleotides. RefSeq names its product required for meiotic nuclear division 5 homolog B (gene rmnd5b). Bases 60 to 1235 code for a protein of 391 amino acids. Gene Ontology annotation, biological process: proteasome-mediated ubiquitin-dependent protein catabolic process. NCBI's taxonomy places the organism in Eukaryota, Metazoa, Chordata, Actinopteri, Siluriformes, Trichomycteridae. The record is from RefSeq and is a predicted model, not a curated record. The transcript is spliced from 9 exons. Gene Ontology annotation, cellular component: GID complex; cytoplasm; nucleus. Gene Ontology annotation, molecular function: protein binding; ubiquitin protein ligase activity.